AUGAAAUCGUUGUUGAGAUCCGCCGUAAUAUUGGUUUUGCCGGCGGUGUUAAUCGUCGGCGCGUUGGUGUACACGCGGUUCAUCGAAACUCCGGACAUUUUCUCCAGUGUUUCAUCAACCGAAACAAUCCUAAUUACCAAAUCAUACGAAACACCAAUAAAGCCCAUCAAUCAAAUUGAGCUUCCACUCAAUUGCAAUGGAUACAACCUCACCAAAACAUGUCCAUCUAACAAUUCUGAAAUUUCAUUCCACAAUCAAGCCCGUUCAUCCAACUCCACGUGUCCUGACUACUUCCGUUGGAUCCACGAAGAUUUAAGGCCAUGGGCCCACACAGGAAUAACAAGAGAAAUGGUAGAGAAAGCAAAACCAACGGCAAAUUUCAAAUUAGUGAUACUAAAAGGAAAAGUAUAUUUAGAAACAUAUGAGAAAGCUUUUCAAACAAGAGAUACUUUUACUCUAUGGGGUAUCCUACAGCUGUUAAGGAGGUACCCUAGAAUGUUACCUGAUUUGGAGCUUAUGUUUGAUUGUGUUGAUUGGCCUGUUGUUUCAAUUGGUCAAAAUAAUGUUGUUGACCCACCUCCACUCUUUCGAUACUGCGGUAACGAUGAUACAUUGGAUCUCGUCUUUCCUGAUUGGUCCUUCUGGGGAUGGGCUGAGGUUAAUGUAAAACCAUGGGAGAUUUUAUUAAGAGAGUUGAAAGAAGGCAACAAGAGGAUUUCAUGGGAUAAGAGAGAACCUUAUGCUUAUUGGAAAGGUAAUCCAAGUGUUGCUGAAACAAGACAAGAUCUCAUGACAUGUAAUGUUUCCGACAAACAAGAUUGGAAUGCUCGAUUAUAUGCUCAGGAUUGGGGACGAGAGUCACAAGAAGGGUACAAAAAAUCAGACUUGGCAAGUCAAUGCACUCAUAGAUAUAAGGUGUACAUUGAAGGGUCAGCUUGGUCAGUGAGUGAAAAGUACAUUCUAGCAUGUAAUUCUCCCACUUUACUUGUGAAACCUCAUUAUUAUGAUUUCUUCACGAGAGGGUUAAUUCCAGUGCAUCACUAUUGGCCCAUUAAAGAAGAUGAUAAAUGCAAGUCCAUUAAAUAUGCUGUGGAUUGGGGCAAUAGUCACACUGAAAAGGCACAAAAUAUUGGAAAAACAGCAAGUGAUUUCAUUCAACAAGAGUUGAAGAUGGAUUAUGUGUAUGACUAUAUGUUUCAUCUCUUAAAUUCCUAUGCUACGCUCUUUAGAUAUCAACCCUCUAUAAGUGAUAAAGCUGUUGAACUAUGUGUGGAAUCAAUGGUGUGUAAUGCACAAGGAACAGAAAAGAAAUUUAUGAUGGAAUCAUUGGUCAAGGGCCCUUCAAACACGGAUCCAUGCACCAUGCCUCCACCUUAUGAUCCUCCAUCUUUGCAAGCACAAAUAAGAAGAAAACAAAGUUUAAUUCAGCAAAUCGAAUCCAAGGAGAAGGGUUAUUGGAAGAAACAAAAUGUGAAAUCGUAA
Messenger RNA from Lathyrus sativus (Indian pea), 1482 nucleotides. Lineage: Eukaryota; Viridiplantae; Streptophyta; Magnoliopsida; Fabales; Fabaceae. The record is from the annotation of a GenBank genome assembly.